Molecule: messenger RNA, 2608 nt
Organism: Centropristis striata (black sea bass)
Lineage: Eukaryota; Metazoa; Chordata; Actinopteri; Perciformes; Serranidae
Gene: ppp4r2b
Product: protein phosphatase 4, regulatory subunit 2b
Exons: 9
Coding region: 119-1435 (438 amino acids)
Biological process (GO): protein dephosphorylation
Cellular component (GO): cytoplasm; protein phosphatase 4 complex; nucleus
Molecular function (GO): protein phosphatase regulator activity
Source: RefSeq, a predicted model, not a curated record
CCUCACGGCGCCAUAUUAAAAUGCUGCCUCCUCUCUGCCUGUGAUCGUAGCUUAGCAGCAGCAGCUAGCCGCCAGUCUGCUUUUUACAUCCACAACACUGACAGAGGGCAACGGCGUGAUGGAAACUGACUCGCUUCAAGAGGCGCUCAGAGAUUUUGACAAGAAGGCAAAGUCGGAGGCAUCUCCUCUUUUGGAACAGUUUCUAUGUCAUAUUGCCAAGACUGGAGAGACCUUGGUUCAAUGGUCUCAAUUCAAAAACUACUUCCUGUUUAAGUUAGAGAAGGUGAUGGAUGACUUUCGAGCCUCAGCCCCUGAGCAAAGAGGUCCUGCAAAUCCCAAUGUGGAAUCAAUUCCAUUUGAAGAUAUGAAGGAGAGAAUCCUGAAGAUUGUGAAGGGAUACAAUGGAAUUCCAUUUACGAUCCAGCGCUUGUGUGAGCUGCUCACAGAACCCAAAAGGAACUAUACAGGGACAGAUAAGUUCCUUCGGGGAGUGGAGAAGAAUGUAAUGGUGGUAAGCUGUGUGCACCCAACCUCAGAGAAAAAUGGAUGCAGUGCUGUCAAUAGAAUGAAUGGAGUGAUGCUUCCUGGAAACACAUCUGCUUUUACAGAGAGGAAAGUGAACGGUCCUGGAACUCCACGGCCGCUGAACCGACCGAAGUUGUCUUUGGCUAACUCACUAGCAGCUAAUGGCCUUCCAGACAGCACAGACAACAAAGACCUCAACACAGAGCAAGAAGGCGACAAGGACUCGGGUGAGGUUUCAGCGUCAGGAGGUUCCCUGGGGAGCUCAGUGAAGAACAAACAUCCAGAAGAUGCUGAAGAGGACAUGGAAGCCGAGCAGCAAGAAGUGAAGAGACUUAAAUUCAGCAAGGACGAGGAGGAAGAUGAAGAUGAGGAGGAUGAAGAGGAGGAGCAGGAGGCGGACACACUAAGGCCUUUACAUACCACCUGCCUCUCAAAAGAGGCAGAAGCCAUGGUCCAGGAGGAAGAGGAAGAGGAGAAGGUCGGGUACAGCAAGGAGAAUGAAGCCUCCAGCAGUGCUGCUGCCACUGAGGACCAAGAACCAACAAGCAGCACGCAGGCUGAGGUGUGUGCGAGCUCAGGUCCGGAGGCUGAGCAGGCUGAGAGGGAGGUGCCAUGCGGCUCCCAGGAGGAGGGCAGUGAUAUGGAUCAGACAGAGCAGCAGGCACCUGCAGGCGUCCUGGAAAGCCCAGAGACCAGCAGGGACAGCGAGGAGAGCAACAGUGACCCAGUCAGCAGCAGCAGCAGUAGCAGCAGUGGUAGCAGCUGUAGCAUAGAGGAGAGUGCAGAAGCAGCAAGAGAAGACGUAGCUCUUGCUCCCUCCAGCAGUACGACUGAACCUCCUACAGAGGGCGCCAUGGAUAGUGCCACCUUGAACACUGGGACCACUGAGGAGCCAAUGGAGCAGGACUAGACUGAAGGCCCCCCUGCAGCCAUGUGUGACCAUAAACCAGCUUGUCCUUGAAUCCAGCUUGACUGUCACUGGGAAUGAGGAUAACUGCACCUCGUACACAAGACGAACGCCUCGUCCCGCUUUUGGACACUCCUCCAAAAUGGCUACCUGGCAUUGAUGUGGGCAUACAAAUAAAUUUUCAUUUGAAGUUUUUUUUUUUUUUUUUAAUCUUCUUAUCCUCUGUUUUUUAAGUUACCCAUAAAGGGGGUUGGUUUCAGCAACCUUGAAUUUAUUGGCUGCAUUCUUUCUUCUUUUUUGUGUUCAGUGGGGUUGUUCAGAUGCUGGGGUGGUCUCGUUCUUUUCUUACACCACUUCACACCAACCAUUUGGACAUUGGGACAGGGUUGGUAGUCUACGUUUUGUACCCUUUAAGCCCAGUGUACCGCAGUAUUGGGUCAGAACAGAGCCAUACCAGCCCCCUUAUUUAUGAAAUUGUUCAAGAUGAGCUAAUAUCACCAUUUCUGUACCUGACUGAAGCUCAUGUAAAAUGUUCUUUGGUUGAGCAAUGACCUGAAGGUAACGCCCCACCGCCACUAUAUUGUUACUCCAAGUUCCACCGGGCUAUUGAGAACAUGCAUUGUUUUAAAAUUUAUUUCUCCAUCUUUAUGAGAUGGGAUUUUUUUUUCAUUGUGUCCUAUUAUUUUGACCAUAUUUUUUGCAAUGAUACACUACCAGUCCCACUAACAAUACAGUGACAUGCUACCUUGUUGAGGCGUCUUCUGUAAAAUGAUAUAUUUUGGAUGCAUAAAACCACCAUAAUUUAUAUGAUCAUUUCAAUUCAAUGAGUUAUUUUGGAGUACGUUUUUGUUUCGUCUGCCAGUUGUAGUUUACAAAAACCAGCUGUAAGUACAAAGAUGACUUCUGCUUUCUUUGUAUCGUGAUGUCACCAUGUUGUUUCACCGACCGAUAUCCAGAACAGUUUCUGGUUUCCAGUUCUACACCUGUUUUCUGCAGCUGUACUUUUUGAUAUUUAGAAUUUUAAAUUUCUGUAAAGUAGAUUUUUGUAGAUUGUAAUACAGUAUGUGUUCACUGCCUUUGUGAAACCAUAUAUAAUUGUAUAAUUUUUGUGUAUACUCUGAAUGCUUUUGCUUUCAGUGCGGUAUUCAGAAACAGCAAUAAAUGUUAACAUUUUUA